Molecule: messenger RNA, 2995 nt
Organism: Capsicum annuum
Lineage: Eukaryota; Viridiplantae; Streptophyta; Magnoliopsida; Solanales; Solanaceae
Product: DNA ligase 1
Exons: 7
Coding region: 385-2793 (802 amino acids)
Biological process (GO): chromatin remodeling
Cellular component (GO): Ino80 complex
Source: RefSeq, a predicted model, not a curated record
GGUGAUGAAAACGAGGAGAAGAUUAGUAAAGCGGCGAAUAAAGCCAAUUAUAGUUUGGCUAAAGGUGCAUUCAAUACAGGAAGUAAACAGUUCACAUUUGGAAAAAAAAAAAAAAAGAAAAUUCAAAAUGAAACAGAUUACAUGAAUCUCAGUUGUCUUUAUAUCAAAUCUAGCAGCAUUUAAAACUUCUCUAAACCUACUGCAUAGCAAAAAAAAAAACCAUCUCUUCUCCGCUGCCUCCAUAGAGUACUCUUGCAGUUUUCAUCUCUUUUUCUUUUAUCAAGAUUCGCUUGAUCGUCCUUUUUUUUUUUGUUGUUGUUGUUGUUGUUUCAUUCAACUGAUGCGCCGUGUUGUAACAAGCUCCUGAGAUUAUUCGUAUACAUCAUGAAUGACACUGGUACUGGUAAUCGUAAAGAAGGGCUCAUUACUUAUGUUAGAAAGAAAAGAAGCCCCACACUGCGGCGACCUAGGACAGAGAAUUCGAUAUUUCCUGAAUCACUUUCAGAUAAAGAUCGUAGGGUCUCUAGGGACGAGCAAACUGAUGAUGCUAAUGCUGAAGGGAGAAUCCACGACGACCUCAAAGGUGAUAAUUCUUCUAAAAAGAACAAGGAGGAUGGGGGAUCUAGCGCGACAUAUAAAAAUUCACGUCAGCGAGAUGAUACGAAUUCCAGGCUUGGUGGGAAUGCUGGGGACGGUAUAGCUAAUGAUACCAAGGUGAAAAGGAUAAAGCUGAAAGUUGGUGGUGCGACACACAUCAUUCAAACCAAAAACAGUUCUGAUGGAUCUUCUAAAAGUGCACAACCUUCUGAUUCCUCUCGGCCUCGGCAGAAUCUCACUCCUCAAGUUUGUAGCAAGCUCAAGGAUAGUCCAAGUGGAUCGCGCAGAAUUUCAUCAGAGGAUUUACCAGGAGGCACUUCUGGUGCCAGAAAGAGCGAUAAAGAGAAGAAGCCAACGAAGAAUGUAUUUAUAAAACAAGAAGACAAGCCACCUAAAAAGCGUAAGAGCAAGAAGUUGACAAGGAGGCUUAUUUUGGAUUGGCUUGAUGAGGACGAAGAGGAUGAGAAAAUUCACAACUCGGAGAAGCUUAAUUUGGGGAAAGAAUCAACUAUCGGAGGUUUGAAGGUCGAUAAGUCUGAAAUGUUGGAAGAUGUUGCAAGGUCAGGCGAAGAAGUUAAGAGAAUAGCAAGUCAAGGUUCUGAGCGUACUGAUAACGAAGAGAAAGAAAUGUUAUCUGAUGUAGCGGCCAAGCAGACGAAGAAGAAGGAUAAACAAAUGAAGGAGUCGUCUGAAACACCAGUUGAAACAAAAAGCGGAACAACACAACAACGAGCUCUUCUGUCAGGCGAAGAAGUUGAGAGAAUAGCAAGUCAAGGUUCUGAGCGUACUGAUAACGAAAAGAAAGAAAUGUUAUCUGAUGCAGCGGCCAAGCAGACGAAGAAGAAGGAUAAACAACUGAAGGAGUCAUCUGAGACACCAGUUGAAACAAAAAGCAAAACAGGCCGUACAAAACGGGCUCUUCUGUCAGGCAAAGAAGUUAAGAUAAUAACAAGUCAAGGUUCUGAGCGUACUGAUAACGAAAAGAAAGAAAUAUUAUCUGAUGAAGCGGCCAAGCAGACGAAGAAGAAGAAGGAUAAACAAAUGAAGGAGUCGUCUGAGACACCAGCUGAAACAAAGAGUGAAGUAGGCCGUACAAAACGACAACAGGCUCUUCUGUCAGGCAAAGAAGUUAAUAGAAUAACAAGUCAAGGUUCUGAGCAUACUGAUUAUGAGAAGAAAGAACUAUUGUCCGACGGAGGGGCCAAGCGGUCUAAGAAGGAGAAACAACUGAAGGAGUCGUCUGAGAAACCAGUUGAAACAAAGAGUGAAGUAGGCCGUACAAAACAACAACAGGCUCUUCUGUCAGGCAAAGAAGUUAAGAGAACAUCAAGUCAAGGUUCUGAGAAUACUGAUCAUGAGAAGAAAGAACUAUUACCUGAUGGAGAGGCCAAGCAGACGAAGAAGAAGGACUCGACUGAGACACCAGUUGAAACAAAGAGAGAAAGAGCUCUCACAAAACGACAACGGGCUCUUCUCUCAGGCAAAGAAGCGAAGAGAAUAUCAAGUCAAGGUUCUGAGAAUACUGAUUAUGAGAAGAAAGAACUAUCGUCUGAUGGAGAGGCCAGUCGGUCUAAGAAAAAGGAGAAAGAAAUGAAGGAGUCGUCUGAGACACCAGUUGAAACAAAGAGAGAAAUAGGUCUCACAACACGACAAUGGGCUCUUCUGUUAAAAAAGGAUUCCUCUACUUCCUCUGUCGAUCUGAUUGAGUUUCCCAGCGGUUUACCUCCAGCACCGCCUCAAAAACAAAAGCAGAAUCUCUCAGAAGUUGAGCUGCAACUGAAAAGAGCAAAGGCUAAUCAGAAACGUCAAAUGCAACAUGAGAAGGCAGCUCGGGAAUCAGAGGCCGAGGCUAUUAGAAAAAUACGAGGUCAAGGUUCCAGCAGGAAGAAGCGAGAAGAGAAACUAAAGAAGGAGCAGGAAGAGUUAGCACAGAAGGCUGCCAAAGAGCUUCCACCAAACACUAUCAGAACGGUUAUGGGCCCUUCUGGAACUACUGUGACGUUUUCUCAUGAUAUUGGUUUGCCAAGUAUUUUCGACUCCAAGCCUUGCAGUUAUCCACCCCCUCGUGAGAAAUGUGCUGGUCCUUCCUGUGAGAACACAUACAAGUACCGUGAUUCCAAGACAAACGUUCCUCUUUGCAGUCUCAAGUGCUACAAGGCAAUUCAUGAAACGAUGCAGGAUGAAAAGGCCAGCUAACAUUGUUGACGACAGGGCUAUUCUUUCUUGUUGGUUUCUAUUUUCUUUUGUAUUUGUCGAUUACUCCAUGGAUCGUGUUCCUAAACUAUUGGCCGUAUUAUGGUUUCCAGUGAAACGUUCCUUGAACACUUCAUAUCGCGGCUGUUAUGAGAAGUUGUAUUCACUUCUAUUAGUUUGUUGACUCCGUCUGUCUUUAAAUCUC